GAGUAGACCGACCUGGAUAUAACAGAUUCUGCUGCUCUCAUUCCUCACCAUUGUCUAGCCAACUGUCGUCAUGUUUCACUCUCCAGACCACACCUCUCCGCCAUCAGUGGAAGGGCUGGACCUGUUGAGUCCCUACCUGUUCACACACAGAGGGUACAACUUUACAGUGGGAGAGACCGACCCCCAAUACAUCGACUCCCUCCAGAGCUUUGAGAUUCAAGAAACUGACAUUUUCCUCGUCUCCUAUCCCAAAUCAGGUACGAUAUGGACCCAGCAGAUCCUGGUCCAGGUGGUGGAGGCGUCCUACCCUGAGAGUAAUGGCACCGACCAGAGCUCCACCAACCUGGAGAAGAUGCCCUGGCUCGAGUACCCAGACACCCGCCCCGAGCGCCCGCGCCCCGCACCUAGACUCUUCAUCUCCCACCUGCCUCCAAACCUGCUGCCCGCCAGCCUGAACACCAAGAGACCCAAGAUUGUGUACGUGAUGAGAAACCCGAAGGACAACAUGGUGUCCUACUACCACUUCUGUCACGUGUGGAGCAAGCUGGAGACACCCAGCAGCUUCCAGGAUUUCUUCGACCAGUACCUGACAGGGAAAAUGGUGGGUGGAUCGUGGUUUGAUCACAUCCGUGAGUGGUACACCAAGAGAGAGCAGUAUGACAUUCUCUUUGUCAAGUACGAGGACAUGAUCAAGGACCUGAGAUCAGUGGUGGUGGAUAUCUGUGAUUUCCUUGGGAAGGACCUGACCCCCUCGGCCAUUGACAGCAUUGUUGAGAAGGCCAGGUUCAAGAACAUGAAAAAGGAUCCAAAAGCCAACUAUGAGUUUCUGCCCAAAGACGUGCUCGUUCUGGAGAAAGGACACUUCCUACGGAAAGGUACCAUAGGAGACUGGAAGAACUUGUUGACGGUGGCCCAGAGUGAACACUUUGACCAGGUGUUUGAUGAGAAGAUGAAGGACCUGCCUCUAAGGUUCACCUGGGACAUCAACCAACAUCACAGAGCCGCCCAAACCAUCGGUCCUGGAGGUCACCUGUCACUAUAGAUCUGAAUAGAACAUGGAUGGGUUCCAAAUGGCACCUUAUUUCCAUAUACAGUAUAAUACACUACUUUUAAUCAGAGCCAUAUGGGCCUUGUCAAAAGUAGUGCACUAUAUAGGGAAAUCGGGUGCCAUUUGGAAAACAGGCCAUUUGUCACUACAGAAUUUAAUAAAAAAUGUGUCACUGUGGAAUCUAGUACAACACUUGAAUAAAGUUUAAUAGACCUGUAUAAUUGAA
Molecule: messenger RNA, 1274 nt
Organism: Oncorhynchus masou masou (cherry salmon)
Lineage: Eukaryota; Metazoa; Chordata; Actinopteri; Salmoniformes; Salmonidae
Product: amine sulfotransferase-like
Exons: 7
Coding region: 71-1042 (323 amino acids)
Biological process (GO): sulfation
Cellular component (GO): cytoplasm
Molecular function (GO): sulfotransferase activity
Source: RefSeq, a predicted model, not a curated record